AUGGUGGUGUCAAUAAAUUGUUUACUCCUAGGAAAGACUUCUUUUCAUAAUACUUUUGCGGUUAAUCUUGUUAAUGAUAGCGACAUUUGUGGUUCUUUGGUCAAUAUUAAUAAUUUAAAGAUUUCAGACCUCAAGUAUCUAAUCUAUAAUGAGAUUAAUCAUGAUAUUAAGUUUAAUUAUCAGGACAUUGACCUUUGGAAGGUUGACAUCACUGAAAAUGAGGGAAACAAGCUUAAACAUGUUACUACCGAAGAUGAUAUUAAAAAAAAGCUUGGAGGCAAGAAGUUGGUACCCAUCCACUCAGUUAAGAAACAUUUUUUGGAACAAUUGCUUGUAGAUGAGAACAUUCACGUCAUCGUACAAUUGCCCGCUGCUGCUGUUAUCAUAGAAUCUUUUUCUAUGGUCAUGGAAAAGAUAUUAGAAAACGUUGCUAGAUCAAGUGAUAGAACACCUGGUUUCUCUAGUAGUAUACCUCUAAAGGAACGAAAUAUGGAAUCAGCAAUAAAAUCAAUCUCCAAAAAUUUCAAACAAUCUUUUAUACGCCACAAACUGUUGCAAAACAAACCCUUCAAUUUCUUGUCUGUUGUGGAGCUCCUGGUAUUGAGCAUUUGUAUGUCUCGUCAAUUAAACGAUAAUCGAACUCUAGUUAUUCUCCUCCAUAUUGAUGAAAUUCAAAUAAUGUUCAAUUAUGAAAAAUAUUGGAUGAGAAAGGGAUUUACCAAGCGGUUAUUACACAGGUUGGCCCUAUAUAUGUUGGAUAAUAAAACUUUUAUCCAAACAUUUCUAUCUGGGACAGCAUUACAGGAUGUUGUCAAGUUGAAGGAACCAACAAGCUAUAAUUUUAGCUAUAUUAAUUGUCCUCUUCUCUCAAUGGGUGCUUGUAUAGAAAUUGUAAAUUAUUUCGCAGUUAGAGAAAAUGUUACAAAUUACCAGUGGACUCUUGAUCGAUCAUUUAUUAAAAUUCUAGAUGAUGCCCGUGGUCUUCCACGUGCAAUCGAAUAUAUUCUUGAGGAAAUUUUGGAGAGAAACUUGUUUAAGAAUCAUAAGAAUCAUCCCUGGAAUCUAACCGGUUUCUUCAUCAAAAUUGCGACGAGCUACAAUAUAACGACAUUUGUUAAAGAACAUAAAGAUCUUGCCCUUACUUUGCUUAAAAAUUGUUUGAAAAGUGAUUCUAUCGAAAGGACACAUAAAGUGUUGAAAAGUGAUGAUAAUUCACUAACUUAUGGUGAACUAGAAAGAGAUAAACACAUUAUCCUGGAAGAUGUAGAUGGAAAACUUUUUAUUGCUAUGCCAGUAUAUUUCAUUCAUUUAUACAACACCACACUUAAUCUCGCUGAUGUUAUUCUUUCAGAAACGCUCAUUUCAAAUCAGCGUAGUAUGGAAUGGCAACAUUGGGAAACCUUCGUUGCACAUUUUGAGAUGUUUAAAGUUAAUCUUCUUUUUGCAUCAGGAAAGACGACUGCGAAACUUAAUGAAAUUUAUCCUGGUGCAUUUGGAAACGAGAAAACUUUGUCACUAAAAUUCAAACUUAAAAAUCUAAAAGGUAUUGCGUACCUAGAGCACCAGUUUCCGAGUAAAUAUGAAGGUUUACGCUGCAGAAAUACCAAAGUAUCUCACACCUGGAAGGAUAACAUUGUAUUUAAAAAUGCUGCUUCAUCUGAAUUUGGUGAUUCAAUUCUUCGAUAUGUAAGUGAAGAUAGUAAUGGGUAUUUUUUAUGUUUACAAUGUAAGUGGAUAUGGGGAAAAGAUUUUCAGAUUCCGUUGAAAUUGCCUGAUUUCGUAGGUGAGCAUAGAAAAAAUUUAGCUACCUUAGAGAAGUGUGAUUCUGAAGAGAUUAAGAAGGAAAAGAUUAUUACUGUAUUAUUCACGACAAGAGCGAUUGAUCCUGAAUUGACCUACGACUUCAGUUCUGCUAUUCCUGAUAAUAUUCUUCUUGUUUGCAGAGACAAUUUUCAUCAACACUUUGGUAGGUUGUUCGCCUCCCGAGUUGAUUUUGAAUUAUUGUCCGUCAACGCAAACUACACAUGUCCAGAUAUCCUAACAAAAAUCUUUAGUACAGAAAUAAAAGAUUCACCAGAGGCUUUGAUGCUUAAACGACCAUUUCACUCACCUGAGGAUUUCAAAGAUAGAGUAGCUUUCAAUGAUGGAGUAACUUUUGACAGUGAUGAGGGAAUUAAGGCGAAGAUUUGCAGGCUCUCAUAUGUUCCAUUUCAAAAACAUCAAGUUUCGCAAAUUCAAGAGCUACCUGCGUUUGAGCGCAGGGUUUUCCCGAGACUCGCGAAUGAAGAAAGAAUAAAUUAUCGUAAUCUAGGAUGA
This is a messenger RNA of Rhizophagus irregularis DAOM 181602=DAOM 197198, 2316 nucleotides long. The record is from RefSeq and is a predicted model, not a curated record. Lineage: Eukaryota; Fungi; Glomeromycota; Glomeromycetes; Glomerales; Glomeraceae.